AUGGAACUAUUAGAAGGGUAUGAGAAGAAAAUUAAAAGGACAAUUUGGGUUGUUUUGAAAGAAGUUCCUUUGAUAGUCUGGAGCAACAAGUUUUUUAAUGACUUGGGUAGUCUUUGGGGCUCAGUUGUGUCGAUCCAUGAAGAUACAUAUAAUAGAACAAGAUUCGACGAAGCUAGGGUGCUUAUGGAAGUCCAAUAUGCGUCAUCGGUGCCAGAGAAAUGUAUUUUAAUCAUCAAUGGUACGGCUUACACAAUAAUUUUUUUUACGGAAGAUCACGAAGAAGAAAAAGUUUUCAUCGAUGGUUUUCCGACCGGCGGUGUAGUAGGGAAACUAGUAGCUGAUGAUGAUGGUAUGUUCCCAAGGUUGCAGGAGGAGUGUGAUGGUGUUGCUGAUAUCGAUGUAGGGUAUAAUGAUGAUAGGUUUUAUGAGGUGCAAAGUCAAAGGAGUGAAAACAGAGGGAUAUCAGGUAGGUCUAUGCAUGCAGAUCUGUGCGUAGGAAAUAUGGAAGAAACAUUUGUUGGUUUACAUGAAGUGCCAGUUGUAUCUAUAGAUGGGCCCAUUAACCAAAUGGUGGAUGAAAGCAUUGGUUUAGUUGAAAUUAAUAGAGAGACAACCCAAUGUGGUACGACCCAUUCCAUCUCGAACAGUUCAAGGCUUAUUGAUGUCUCAGUAGAAGAAAUAUCAUCGUGGCAAGGCCUUGUAGUUGAAAAUAUGGAAAAUGUAUAUGUGCUCCAAAAAGAGAAAAUUCCAAGUUUUGUUGAAGGUGUGCCCGUGUCUGCUGUGGGGAAUUUUGAUAUUGGUGUCAAGGAUUCAUACAUGCAUCCCGGUUGUCAGGCGCUGAUAAGAGAUAAUUCUAGAAAAUUGAAGAAAAUGGUGAAGGGAUGUGUGGGUAGGUAUGUUUCUGCGAGAGCCCAAAAGGGAGGUGUUCUGUUUAGUGAAGAUAAUUUUGUUCAACCUUUGGGGAAUGAAAUGGAAGCGGAGGUUGUGUUAGCGGUGGCGGAUACUCUGGGAGUGCAGUUUGGAGGAUCAAGGAAAAGGGUGAUCGAGAGAGGGGUGGGAAAGAGGGAGAAAGUUAGAGUUGUGUGUCCAGUUGCUGAAUCAAAUAAGGUUAGUAUGAUGCUGAUUCAGGAAACAAAAGUUAUGAGUUUGCAUGCUACGGUAGAGAGAAGGCUAAAGGGGAGAAUAGGUAGAGAGUUGGUAUAUGCUCCGGCAGAAGGUGCAUCUGGUGGGUUGGUGUCUAUGUGGGAUGGGAAUUUCUUUAAUGUUAGCUGCCAGAGAGUUUACAAAAGAUUUAUUGUGUUGAAAGGUCGGAUUGUUCAGCAUAAUUUGGAAAUAAGCAUCAUCAAUGUGUAUGGUCCGAAUGUUUACGGUGAUAGAGUUUGUUUUUUUGAUCAGUUAAGUAGCAUCAUUGAUGAAGGUGCCUGUGAUUGUGGGGGGGACUUCAAUAUUGUUAGGUCGGAUGUUGAAAGAACGGAGGUUCAGGACAUUUCGAACUCAAUGCUGAUCUUUGAAGAGUUCAUUUCAAAAUGGGAAUUGGUUGAGGUUCCUAGUUUAGGGAGCGUUUUUACAUGGUUUAGAGGUGGGGCGUGUACUGCGAUUAAUGAAUUGGAUAGAUUUUUAAUUUCAGCGGAUAUUGCUUGUUUAAGUACAAAUCUGGUGCAGGCUACGCUUCAUAUAAGCCUUUCAGAUCAUAAUCCCGUUCUGUUGUACGAAAAAGAGAUCAAAAAGGCCUGUAGGCCAUUCAAAUGGUUUAACCAUUGGGCAGACGACCAUACGUUAGCUGAGAAAAUAAAGAGGGUAUUUCAUGCAAAUCGGGGCAAGGACAUGAAUAGCGUGUUGUUGUUAGUGAAGAAUGUGACUAAAGAUUGGGCUAAAGUCAGUAGGGAGUUAAAUUCGGAGCCUAUUGAGGUCUUAGAGAAAAAAAUUGUCAUAUUAGAAAAGUCCAGAUUAAAGUGGUUUAGAGAAGGUGAUAAGAAUACCAGAUUCUUUCAUCUUACAACUGCGAUGAGAGGCCGAAUGAAUCAGAUCUCGAAGCUGAAAAUGAAUAAUUCGGUGUUUAAAAGUUAG
Hibiscus syriacus is the source of this 2067-nucleotide messenger RNA. RefSeq lists its product as uncharacterized. The record is from RefSeq and is a predicted model, not a curated record. The transcript is spliced from 2 exons. Lineage: Eukaryota; Viridiplantae; Streptophyta; Magnoliopsida; Malvales; Malvaceae. Bases 1 to 2067 code for a protein of 688 amino acids.